UUUGUGACUGAAGGUUGUAACAAAAAAAAAUAUAAAACAUAUCUAUGUAGCAUUUAACGGUCUGAACAAAGUAUAUAUUUUACGGCAUCCUUCACAAUCGCAUGCUUUCUUAUGGGGUCAUCAUAAGUUUGAGUCAAAUAAGUCGUUAUUAUUUUCUCUUAUUAAUUAAUUCAUAAUGCGUUGUCUAACGUAUUCAGUUGGUUGUGCAACGGUUAGCAAACACGUACCAAACACAGGGUGAUUGUUGCUAUUGAUAUUGGUUGAGUGACAUUGAUGUUCAGCGUCAUUUCGGACUCGGACAAGACAUCAGAUAAUAUUAAUCGAUAAAAGGAACAAUUAAAAUACCAAUGCAUAAAAUAUAGGGUCAGUAAACAAACAAAUUUCAUCUGCAAUGGGUCUCUUUUCGUGGAAUCCCAUUCAGGGUAAAAACAUGCUGGUCCAAUUAUUAAUUGUUACGCUCAUUUUUAUGCUAACAUUGUUCGGGCUUUUCGCCAAUCGGUACUCUUGGCGUGGUCGAAAACGUUUCGUAUUUUCAAAGAAAUAUUUGGCAUAUGCUAUGCUUGUAACAGUCUUAUUUUCAAGUGUAUAUAUUCGUCAGAUGUACCUUGACUAUACAAAUGCACAACUCAACUUACGCGACGCCGUCAAACUAUACAGCUAUAUGAAUACAACAGUAGCUAUUCUUAAUUUUGUUACUCAAAUGCUAUUGAGCAAAAAGGUGGCGCGAAUGAUGAGCAACGUGCCCCUUUUUGAAACGUUAAAUGAACUUCAUAUUGACAUCAACAAAAUAAAAAAAUCGGUGAUCUUGGCACUGAUUAAAGUCAUUGGAUUCCCGCUUGCCUUAGAGAUCGCUUUGGUGUUGCAGCAAAAACGAAGUGAACCUCAGCUUCAUUGGACCUGGUCCCUCUAUAAAUUGUUUCCAAUGAUAAUUUCAAAUUUUUUAAACAAUUGCUAUUUUGGUGCAAUGAUCAUAGCGAAGAACAUAAUGGAAACCUUAAAUGAGAGACUUAAAAUGUUAGUGCAACAGGUGAAUUUCAUGCAGCAGGAGAUCCAUAAAAAUCUAUACUCGAAAUAUCACCGCAUUCAGCACUAUUGCACAUUAGCGGACGAGCUCGACGUGCUAGCGGUGAAAUACAAAAUUAUAUGCAUUCAAGCUACGAAGUACAUGGCUUUGAUUUCACUCUCAAUAGUCCUAUCGCUAAUUUGCCAUCUGCUAGGAAUCACUGUGGGAUUUUAUAAUCAGUAUUACGCUAUUGCUGAGUCCUUUAUUGGAGGCAAACGGUACGAUGCGUUCGGUGCACUUAUAAAUUUAGUGUUUUUGGCCAUAUCUAUCUCUGAAGUAUCCUUGUUGACGUACGUGAGCAACGACAUUUUAAUCGCAACUCGAGCGACAGGAAUCAUUUUGCAAGAGAUUAAACUACAACAAACCCAUUGCCGCUUUCGACAAUGCGUACACGCAUUCUCACUGCAAGUUGACACGAUAAAGUACAAAAUAAAGCCAAUGGGACUUUUUGAAAUUGACAUUUCGCUUAUAAGUAGUGUAAUUUCUACAGUAGCUAGUUUUUCGCUCAUACUUGUGCAAUCAGAUCUGUCCCAGCGCUUUAAGCAAUCAUAGGAAGUUUUAUUUAUUAUGUGCGCGCAUGUUACCUGACUA
Drosophila virilis is the source of this 1654-nucleotide messenger RNA. RefSeq names its product Gustatory receptor 94a (gene Gr94a). Gene Ontology annotation, biological process: male courtship behavior; sensory perception of taste; chemosensory behavior. Gene Ontology annotation, cellular component: dendrite; axon; membrane. The record is from RefSeq and is a predicted model, not a curated record. Lineage: Eukaryota; Metazoa; Arthropoda; Insecta; Diptera; Drosophilidae.